Messenger RNA from Cooperia oncophora, 312 nucleotides. Lineage: Eukaryota; Metazoa; Nematoda; Chromadorea; Rhabditida; Trichostrongylidae. The record is from the annotation of a GenBank genome assembly.
AUGCGUAGUCACUAUACGUACCUUUACUACUUGAAAGUAGACGUUGAAUUCUUCACGAAGCAGGCUGUGGAUACUGAUUUGCUUACAGGUGGUGAUUGUCAUCAGACCAUCGACAAUGGCAAGGACAAGGACAAGGCUUUUCAACUGUCCUUCCUUGAACCAGGCAUGCGGGUCCGAAUUCAUCCUUUGAGAGGACGACCCCAGUCGGUGUUCUUCAAGAGCUGCUCGAUGAGACUUAUUGAAACCAUUGAUUCAGGAAUUCCGGAACUUCAAACCGAUCCGGAUAACUACGAGGUGAUCCCUAUUUUCUGA